Molecule: messenger RNA, 23796 nt
Organism: Porites evermanni
Lineage: Eukaryota; Metazoa; Cnidaria; Anthozoa; Scleractinia; Poritidae
Source: the annotation of a GenBank genome assembly
AGAUUUUAUUCCCGCCAUUUUGUCCUCUCGUGUGUUCGAAGAUUUCGCCAAUGUAGAUUUUUCGAACGAAAGAGAAUAUGGCGACCUCAAAAAUCUCACUCGACAAAGACGCCUUUUUUCGACGAAUCAAAAGGAUUUACGACGCUUGGAAGGUAAAAAUUUGGGGGUGUUAUGUGGGUCAGUGAAGUCGUUGUAUUUCGUCACGACUUCGUCUUUUUAAUUCGUUCGAUGCGCUGUCUUGAAUUUCAGAAAGAGGAGACGACGGAAGAUAAUGGUACAAACUUUCCAAGUGUUGAUGCAGUUGUUAUUGCAGUUGGACAAGAUGAGGACGUUAUUUAUAGUAAAUCGACAGCCAUCCAGGUAAAAUAAUAAUUCCAGUGUAAGUACGGUUUGUGGGUUUUCGUAUUCACAUGUGAGCUUAUUGAGUUGUAUCAUAAGUACGUUGUACAUGACGUAUCUACCCAACUUUUAGUAAACGAAAUGGACAUUUUGCAAAUAUUUUCCAUGCAAUGUCAAGCAGUCAGUUGAGCGGUUUUCUUUAUUUUUUUCAGCAUGUAAAAUUUUGCUUGCUGUGAUUUGUCGAUAUUUAAUUGGGCCUUUAUGACAUUUUAUCAAAACCAGCGAUGAUUAUCAUUUUUUAUUCCUAUUGAGAGAUGUUAUAAAUUGUUAUAAAUGCACCAUAGUCCAGGAACUUGUGAAGAUGGAUCAAUUGGCUAAAGAAACCUCACUUAAUACCAAUGCCUGUAGGAAUUAAAAAAGUGUACGUUUGUAGUAGACAAUAUAAUUUGACAACUCUUCAUAUUUCCCUCCACUCCCUCUGCAUUUUUUCAAAUCAUAAAUAAGCAAAAUUCUUUAAAGAAGUCCAUAUAAAAAUCUGUCUAUUUCAUGUUGUUUGUCUUUGUCUAGCAAUGGUUGUUUGGGUAUGAACUGGCAGAUACAGUUAUAGUGCUGUGUGAAUCUUCAAUUCACUUUCUUGCAAGCAAAAAGAAAAUUGACUUCCUGAGGCCUGUUCAAGACAUGCAGAAAAAAUUAAGCAGUUCUCCAUCAAUAGAGCUCCAUCUGCGGGACAAGGUGAUAAGGAUUUUUGUACGCUGUGACUUUCGAGUGACCUUUUAGUAUUGCAUAGUUUACUACCCUACACUUAACUCAGGGUUCGCAAAUACGCCAAAUGUGGCGUAUUUUAUGCCAAAAUUGUUCAGAUGACUCCACUGAAGUUACGGAGGGAGUCACUUCGACUCCAAAAAUUUUUGAUAACAAACAGGGAGCCACUUUGACUCCAGAAAUUUUCGGUAACACAGUUUUGUCCUUACCUUUUUCGCAACAAAUACAAUUUACGUUAGUUGCAAACGUUGUAAACCUUAAUUAAGUCAUCGAAAUUAAAGAAUUAUACUGCAUGACAAAACAGGAAGAGGGUAAAUUACGCCAUCAUGGAUUUGAGUUUUCCAGGUCAGCGGACCACACAGCUACUUCGUGUAUCCCUCACGAUAGUGUAUACAUGCCAGGACCACGUGCUGGAAAGUCUGAUACUUGACUCCAAAUAUUCCAAAAUGACUCCAAAAUUUGUGAAGCAGAAGUCAAACUGACUCCACUCAUCAAUGAAAUUUGCAAACCCUGUGACUUGAUGUUUCAGUGCAUAGUUGGUGCCGAUUUUAUAUCACAUAGUAUUUUUGUGAGUCCCACAGCAGAAACAGAAGAGGAAACAGCAGACAUUUCUCAAUACCCCCACUGGUUUCCCCACAAAAUAACAUCUGAGUAACAAGCGCAGAAAUUUCGUAGUGAUGUCAUGUCUUUCUUAUUGUUUGUGCUGCAAGGGAAAUUUGCUUCAACCAGUCAGAAGCACUACCAAGAUCAUGUAGUGACAUGUCACUAGUAUGGAAUUUCUGUGUUUGUUCCUUAGACAUCAUUUCAACAGGAAACCAGAGGUGGCUUUGCAAAAUGUCGCCUUUUUUCCAAGGUUAACUUUCAGCAUUUUGUUCUCCUUUCCUUGUAUCUGCUGAAGAUGGGCUGUACUGCCCUUUGCAGAUCAGACAUUUAGAUUUAGAAGUAAAAUUAUGUAACAGCUAAAUAAUAUAUAUACAGGUGUAAAUGCUUAUACAGUAUUGUGUAGUCAUGUACUUUAAGUAAUGUAAUGAAACAGACCUAUAUUUUUAUUUCACAGACCGAUCAAGACAAGGCAAAUUUUCAAAAACUUGUCAAGUCAAUCAAGGAAAGUAAAUCUGUAAGUAGUUAAUAAAUGCAGUUAACAAAAAAAUCGAUAUUUCGAACAGACUUUGACUGCUUCAGUGUACAUGUAGUACAAAGAUUAAGCCAGAUUGAAGAUUACCAUUUAAUGAUGACUAAUGAAUUAAUAAUAUUAUACUAAUAAAGAACUUGUUAACUGAACUUAGCUGUUUUGUCAACCAGGAAAUAGACUUAGUGUUCAACUAGUGCCUAGUGUUAAUUUUAAGUGGACACCCAGUUGCCCAUAAUAAAGUGGUGCAUGAAAAACACAGAAACGUUGCUUUUGUUAAGCUGUUAAAUAGCUUAGUGCCUUGUAUUUUCAUGUGAAGCAAAAGGAGAAUUUAACAGUGCUGGAAAAGUAACUCAUGGCCUUAUACUGCCACUCCUACUACUUGCAUUCUUAGCUUGCUAGGGCUUUUUUUUGCUUGUUUUUGUUAAUAUUUUGGGUACGCUUUGUUUUGUUACAAUGUAGUCAGUAUACAUGUAUUAAAGUUUGUAUGUCUGAUAUAAUGUAAACUGUUCUUGUUGAAUUUUACUUUCAGGGGAAAACAGUGGGUGUUUUUGUGAAGGAUAAUUUUCAAGGACAAUUUUUGGAUGAGUGGAAAAAAGUGUUUGAAAGUGAAUCAUUUGAGAAGGUCGGUAACAGCAUUUAUAGUAUAUCAUCUCACAAUUUUGGUGAUAAAUAAACUAAUAAAUAUCGGGUGUGUUAUUUCAUGGGCAUUUUCUUUUUCACAUGCUGACCUCUUCUAUUAGGCCAUUUUACAGCUGGGUGCUGAGUGAAUAAUGCACCUAUCAAUGUAAACCCUGUGGGGGGGGGGGAGUGCGGGCAAGGGGUGGGGAUUUGACAAAUUUUAAAAUUUUUCGAUCAAAUUCCCCAGAGUGGGAAACGAAAGGUCAAUCAAAAGUGUCAAAAAAGCCCCCACCCCAGGGGAAAAAAUCUAAACAAACAAUGCUAUAAUACUAUAUAAAACGAAUAAAAGAACAUUUCAAACACGUUGUUACUACUUUUAUUUACAGUUAAUGGAAGCUCCAUUAAAUUACUCGCUGUAAUUAAGUAUUUUCUCUCUCCACUAGCAUCUCUUAUCUUGAACAACAAAAUCACUUCAGGAAGAUUGACCGUGCUGUAUAAUGUUAAUAAAACGUAAAAUGCUUUACAACAUCUGCUCAACAUGUCGGAACAGGUCGAAUCAGUGACCCAUAAAAAAUCCUCUGACUUUCAUGGUGGAAUUUGAUUUCAAUCGAGUUUUACAAUCAGAUGGGAACUUGAAGAUAAAAACUUCCUCAAAAUAGACAUUAUCUAUGACAGUUUAAAGUGUCGGAUUAUGGCGAUUAAAACAAAUGAAAACUUCAUACCUUUCUCCAACAACGUGACUUUCAGGAAGCCUCGAGGGACGGACUUGGUAACUGCUUCUGAAUUGAUACCAGGCUUCUGUCGGUCAAAGUCAAAUGUCCCGACCCCGGGGUCGCUUCGCACGAUCAAAAGCCCAACAGCAGGGAUAGUCCCAGGCAUCAAAUCCCCUCCCCUUGCCCGCACUCCCCCCCCACGGGAUUUACAUUGAUAGGUGCAUAAAAGCGAGGCUGGAGUCAGUCUCCCUCGCAGUUAAUUUUGUCAUGUCAGAGCAUUGUGAGGCUGGAAGUGAACUUUUUUGUUACAAACCUUUCUGCUCUUCAUGUACAAAUCAUGUUAUUCUCAAGGUAAUAAGCCUAUGAACAUAAUCAUUUACAUGUGAAAAACAGGAAGGUUUGUAGCUAACCAUGGUCACCUCCAGUCUAUUGACAGGCCAUGGCAUUCUGCAGCCGCAGGUGACUUUAAAGUGGCCUAUUCAUGUUCUGUCUUUUUCCCUGCAUCAGAGACUACUCCAACUAUGAAAGGCUCCCAUAAAGACAAAGCUGUGCGUGUAAACAUUACCUUUGAAGUAAACAAUAAUAGAUACAGUGCUUCUGGAGUGUAUACAACAUACAUUGUAUACCCAGUUGCUAUGAGAGGGGAGGAUAAGCAGUAGUUAGCAGAUACCACCCAGACUCCAAAUUUGGAUGAAAGGCCAAAAAAAAAAUCAUUGGCCAAGAAUUUGAGACAUAGUGUGUCUUGUAUGUAUUUUGCUACUCUUCUGCAUUAAAAAGCUGAAACUUUGUAUUGUUAUUUUACAGGUUGAUGUCAGUAGUGCUGUUGCAUAUGUUAUGUCUGUAAGAGAAGACCAAGAACUUAAUCAUGUCAAGGUCUGUACAUUAUUUUGAGUAUGUUCUGAUGGCAGUUGGAUAGAAAACUAGAUAAAUUAUUAGAGCCUUAUACAGGAAUAGAUUUAAUAAAAAGCAUGUAUGGUAAACAGACUUAAAGGGUAAUCCUUUUCCAGUGACAAACUUUGAUAUGAGUAUCAGCUCACGACCCUAGUGGUAGUCCACUAGGUCAUGACUUGUACUGUAAAACCCUACAUGUAUCUCCGGACUUAGUUUCAUUGGACAAUUUAGUUUUUGCUCAACAAAGUACUUGUAAGUGAAGAUACAUGUAAAGACAGGAAGAUGUAUGCAGGUUAUUUACGUACAGUGUAUACUUACAUCUAACAAUUUUAUUUCUGUAGAAAGCUGCUCAAGUCUCGUCUGACAUUUUUGUUAAAUAUUUCAAGAAGCAAAUCAUGGAAAUUGUAGAUGAUGAAAAGGUAGGAUUAAUAAUAAAGGCCCUUGUUACAGGAGAGUAAAAUACACUUUUAUGUGGCCCAUAAGUGUAUAAGUUGUAUUCCAUUAAAAAUAAGUUUUGUCAUCAUUAGUUUUUCAGUUUAAAAGAUUUGUAUGUGAUAUUUUUGUCGGUUGUUUUUAUAGAGGGUCAAGCAUUCAAAAAUUUCUGAUGGAAUAGAGGGAGCCUUGGAGUCCAAGAAAUUUUUAAUGGCUGGCAUGGAUUCUGAUCAGGUGAGAAUUAGCACAAAGUUGCAAUGAUAUUCUAUAUUUGAAUUUAAUUUGUUUUGUAAAGAGGUUUACCGGUUCAAUUUUCAAUAAAUUCGUGGAUGCUCUGGAGUAAAGACAGUUUUUUUUUUAGGUUGAGAUGUGUUAUUCCCCCAUUGUACAAAGUGGGGGAAAAUUCACCCUCAAAUUUAGCACAGUCAGGUAUGAAAUAUUAUUACCAGUAUAUGUAUAUCUGAAAACAGUGCAUUAGAGUUGCUCUCUCUGUAAAAAAAAUAUAGUUGAUGACUAUCACAAAUGCCAAAGUAAAGUAGUGAAUGUGAAAACGAAAAAUGUGAAACAACAACAAUUUCAUUAUUUUUUGCCAACAUUAAUUUUAAUGCGAUAAUGUCGUUUGAUAAUUUUUUUGUUUUUGUAUCUAGUAACGAUGAGAAGCUUCAUUAUGGUACAAUAAUCUGUUCCCUUGGUGUGCGGUACAAGUUCUACUGUUCAAACAUUGUUCGGACAAUGUUGUAUGAGCCAACAGAGGUUAGUGUCUCAACAACUGUAACUGAUUUUUUCUUCAUGUAAAGCAACAGUACACAUUUGGAAAGUCAAGUUUUUGGUUGGGCAUUGAGAAUUAUUAUUUCUUUGUAACUUUUAGGAACAACAAGACAACUAUAAUUUGCUGUUAGCAACACUGGAUGUAAUUUUGGAUAAGUUAAGACAUGGUAAGUUGUAAUAGUUUUUUGAACUUUACACUAAUCAUCUGUUGAAUGAUAUUUUGUAGGACACAGUUGAACCUCCUGUAAGCAACCUCCCAAAAUGCCAAGAUAUAGUGGUUGCUUCCAGGAGGUCGUGGCUUAUUAGAAUCGACCACAGCAUAUGUCUUUCAGGAAGGGUCUGUUCACUCUACCUUUUGGAAGAUAAUAUAUUGCUUGGGCAUUUCAGUGGGAACAGCAGGGCAUUAAAAUGGGCUUGGUUUUUCCUUCUGACACAAAUCUUCCUCUGGCGCACACAGUGUGAGAGCAAGAUAUAAGAGUACGUGCAAAAUUGGCCAGCGAACUGAACCAAAGCACAUGGCCAGUUGGUGAGCAAAGCCAUCUGCAUUGAUUGUAUAAAACUCAGCGAUCACAAGAGUGAAUUCCGUCAUUUCUUAUACACAAAAUCUUUAUACCACAUGCUGUAAUUUAUCUCCAGACCUACAGUUCGAUCAGUAACUGACUUUUCGAGACAAUUUUACUAAUUUUAUUUUAAUAAACUCUUCCGCUGAACCUUAUCAAGAAGCCUUCUCUAAGUAGUGAGCUACCAACUAAAUUUGAACAAAGUGUUUUUGACCAACUCAAGAGUCUUGUUAAAGAUAUUAGGAAUGUCUCCAUUUUUAAGCUUAGUUGCUUUGCAGAAGAUGAAUUGGGUACUUCCAUUAGUUUUUGUUUUUGUGUAACUACAUUCUUGCUCUUUGCUUUGAAUUGUCAUUGAUUUUUAUCUUCCUUUGUUUUUAUGACCUCUACUUUACAAUUACUGCAAUCUAAUACGUAAUGGUCAUGCAGCCACCUUUUUCAGAUGUUUUUCAAUAUUAGACUGUUGUUAUCUCGAUAACCUUUGCCUUUGAAGACUUUGAUUUCUUAGGUGAAGUUUUCUCAUUUGAACUUUUUUAUAUGGAGACUUAGACUUGUAUAACAAUAGUGCAGUAAAUGAUUUGACCCACAGUUAGCAAAGGCUAAUCAAGGCAGGUCAGUUCUUAAACAGUUAUAUGCAUCUAGUUGCAUGCAAUUUCUAAGUAGCAUUUGUGCACUUUCAUGCUGCCACUAAGAUUUCUUCGUUUAGUCUGAGAAGUGUGACAUCAGAGAAUCUGCUUAUUUUUCAGGAGUAAAGCUUUGUGAUGUUUACAAUGCAGCACUUGAACAUGUUGGUAAACAGAAGGCUGACCUGCAAAACAGUUUCGUGAAAAAUGUUGGGUAGGAACAGUUUGUGUCAUUCCUUAAAUUACCUUUUAAGUUUUCAUGCAAGGCUAUGCUGAGGUUUAAUACACUCAAGCAGCCUGCAAAGAAAGUUGUGUCCAAUAGCCCUGGGCUAGUGGAUUUUGCCAUUGGGCUAGUGAUUUUUGUUCUUAACUUGCCCGACAGGCAAGUGCUGUUUUUUGGGGAAAUUCAAAUUACAGAAGGAUUGUAAUCAGUCCUGCUAAUCAAAAAGGGUUUGGGGGCUACUUGAAAUGACUUGUGGCUAGUACAUGCUAGCUACAGCUUGCCUGAAUGGCAACAAUUAUUGAGUGACAUUAAUUUUGUUAUACAUGUACCUGGAAUUGUACACUUUUUCCUUGCACAAUAAUUAUUUAACUUAAGUGUGUGUUUUUCCUUUUCAGGUUUGGAAUGGGAAUUGAAUUCAGAGAAGGCUCUUUGCUAAUAAGUUCAAAAAAUACCCAUGUAGCAAAGAAAGGUAAGAAUAUAGUCAAGAUUUACUCAAAUGAGGAGGUCUGCCAAGUAACUGGGAAUGGAAUAAUAAAAUAAAUAAUUAAUGAUAAUAAUAAUAAUAAUAAUAAUAAUAAUCAGUGAGCUGUAAUAAUGUUGGUAGAUUUUUACCUACUUUGUAUGUUUCUUUUUUGAGAUUCAUUCAUUUGGUAGUAAUCAUUGUUAUAAUUGACUGAGCAAUAAACUGUUGGUUAGGUUUGUGAGCCCGACCUUCAUCCACUCUUGAUCAGUGUUUGAGAACUCAGUUUGAUCAACAGAGGCCUCCUCCCAGACAGUUUGAGGUAGACCUAAGAUACACUUGGUUUCCAAAACAGUUUUUACACUCUUAAAGGUUGAACCAGAAAUGUCUGUGGAAGGGCAAUAUCUUACUGAAGAGAAUUCACUGGAGGCUGAAGGGUGGUUUGAGAGAGAUCUUUAAGUAAAUGUGUUAAUGGCAUAUUUUUUUGUAAUUUUGAAAGAAAGGGAAAUCAAGCAUCAGAAAGCUCAGAACAAAAUAGUAGCUCUAGAUGAGAUUCAAACUCACACCUUUCGAGUUCCAGAUUACAUACUCUACCACUGAAUUUGAGGUGUUAACCUCUGGACCGCACACUCCUCCACACAUAUUUAUGUACAAAUUUACAAACAUUUUAGAUCCAGAAGUCUCAAAAGAGGCUGGCUGUGUUGGAGACUUGCUCAAAAUGGGCUGUCCACCAUCCUACAAGACCAAGGCUGUACAACUUAAUUUUGAAAGAAGGGGACUGUCAAAACUACAGUUUGCUGUUGUAAACUGAUCAAAUGAUCUACUUUUUGUCAAUAGGUAUGGUUUUCAAUGUAAAUGCAGGGUUUUCAGGGCUGGUUAAUGAGAGUGCUGACAAUAGUGAAGGCAAAAACUAUGCUUUGUUUAUUGGGGAUACUGUUGUAGUCAAUGAGGUAAGAUUCUUUGGCAUACUGUCAACUUCUUUGUAAUCAGUCAUAGUGGAUAAUUAAGUUUUAAAUGUAAAUUUUUUGUAUUGAAGAGCUUGGUUCACGGCUUUAAUGGGGCAUAAUUAAUUCCCUCCAGAUCCUGAAAGUUUGUGCCCCAUUUUCAGAAUUUGCCUGAAGCAGACAUUUAUCUGUUGUCAACUUUAUUUCUUCCCAGGAUGCUCCUGCUUCUCUGCUUACUGCAGCUAAAAAGAAAAUUGCAAACAUUGGUAUCUUUCUCAAGGUUUGCUUGUCUUUUUUUUGCUUUGCAAUAGUAUUAAUAUUAUCCUCAUGGAUGUACAGCCCUCUCACAAGCUAUUUAAAACACAAUAAGUACAAACAGGGUUGUCACUAAGAUUUCAAGUUGCCGGGUAAAUACAACAAGUUGGCAGGGAAUCAAACGGCUAGGGAUUUCUUUUGGUUCUAUUUUUCUUCUAUUUUCCAAUUAAAUUAGCCGGGGGCCACCCUCUUAGUAGCCGGGGAAAAUCCCCGGCCCCCGGCUCUUAAUGACAACCAUGACAAAAUAAAGAAAACUUGGCAAUUUGUUUUGUUUGUUUGUUUGUUUUUGCAUGAAGGUGGGGCUGAUGUUAUCUUCAUUAAUUUUUCUCGAUUUUGCAUAGGAUGAAGAAGAUGAAGGGGAAAACCAGCAAGAGAAUGGCGAGGUAUGGUGUCUAAAAAUAACUACAUGCUUUGGGCACUUUAUAAACUUGGUUCAUUACUGUGGCAUUUACUGGUCGGCACAGCUAGGGGAAAGUAUGUGGAGGAUUAGUGACAUAGUGGUCAGGGUCAGGUUUUUUUUCUUUUUUCAGGCUGAGGAAGAUUAUCUUUUGGGUCGAGAAGGAAAAGGCGCCUUACUUGAAAGUAGAACAAGAGUAAGUGAUUUGUAAAUGUUGAAAAAAGAAGGAAAUAGGGUUUAAUAGAUUGCUCCUUAACAGGUUUUCUUCCUCACUCUUUAGAUAGGCUGUAAUAUAACUGUAUCAGGCAUUUUCUCCAAACUGUUCUCUAUGCAUUUCUUGUAAUACUACUGAGGAGAUUUUUUUCAUAAUCAAGACAUCAGUUACAUACAGUACCACUGUUUAUAGUCACCUUUAAUAUAAUCUUUGCUGUAAUCUUUGCACCUGAUUAUUUUAAUAACCUGUGAUAUUAUGAGGAGAGAUUACUUUCUCCUCACUUUUAGGGAGUACUUAAUGCAGGUUUGACCGUGCAGUUUGCUUUCUUUAAAACUUUAAUUUCCUGAAUUUUUUCUGCAGUAUUCUGAGCUGAAAACGUCUGGAUCGUCCGUAAGCCAUUUACAAUGAAUUUUUUAAAAUAAGAUUUAUAAUUAUUAAAAAGAAAAUUUUUGAAGUUGUUCUUCUUAGGUAAAAUCAAGUUAAAAUUCAGACCAGACAUGCCAGACGUUGACAUACAUGAAACACAGCACUGUUAUAUUUAAGAAAAGAAAAGAUUUGUAACAAUAAAUUAAAUCUUUGCACCUGUUAAUUAAAACAUACAUUGGUAACCUUCACAGUAGAGUAAAAUAAAUGAAGUCAACUGUAGUGAAAUGUUGUUUUGCAUUCAAUUUUACUUUCUGAUUAAGCACAUUCUAAUCUAAUAAAAAUUGAAAUAAAUAAUUUCUACAAUAUACUAAGUUAAACUCUGCAUAAAAUUUAAACUUUUCACUCUCAGUAGUGCUAACACAAAAACAUCAUGUAUUAAUAUACAAUUUUUGAUUUGCAAAAUACCAAGGAACAAACUGUACCAUGCAGUAGAAUCACCUUAAAGGUAUAAUGGUCGCAUUGAGAGAUUCUGUUGUCAGAGUUCAACAUGACAUAUAAUGUAUCUCAAAAAUACACGCUGGGAGUGAAAGGUUGAAUAUAAACUCUUACGAAAUAAAAUAUGAAAUAAAGUUAACAGUGCAAGUCAAACCUGUGAUAGAUUCAAUGUUACGAUUUUUCUUCUUGUCGAUAUAGUACUUUUGAAGUGAUCAUACUAUUUAUCUAAAACAGACAGAAAUGACUGCAGAGGAAAGAAGAAAGAAGCAUCAACUGGAAUUAAAAGAGCAGCUACAUGAAGAAGCAAAGGUUUGUGUGAUGGUUUACUUCACUGACAGACAACAGGCGCGGAUCUAGGAUAAAUACUGAUUGAUUUCCUAAACGAGUGCCAAAGGUGUAAGUUUCCAGGGGAGUGGGGGGGGUGGGGCGGUCCGGGGGCAUGCUCCGUGGGAGUUUUUAUUUUGGAUUUCAACUCCUUAAAGUCCCGUUACUUGGGUUUCCGAGUCAUUUAGACAGGAUAUUGACCUGUUCCAUUCUCCGGAUGAAGCCCUACAAUUUAGCGAUUAUUAUUAUUAUUAUUUCUAAUGCUGGAAAAUUCCGGAAAUUAGAAAAAAAAUUUCCAAAGCAUUUUCCAGAAAACAUAAAUUAUACUUUUUAUAAAAAAUCGGACCGAUUUCCGUAAAACAGUGGAAACUGGUGUAUGGAUCCGUGACUGGGCGAAGCGACACCAGGAUUAUUUCUGGAAUUGUUUCACAAUGAAAAGAAAAUAAUGUUGUGGGCCAUUUAAUCAAGUUUUCCUUGUAUCUUUUAAGGUCAUUACUAGUACAUGGCCCCUAAAGAAAUAUUAAUAGUGUAUUCUUGUCUGUUAUAAUUGACACCUGGAUUCAGGAACCUCUUGAAGAAAUUCAUUUAGCUAGAAUUAGAUCCAAUAAAAUUAGAGAGUUCUUUAAACAGAGUCUACUACAACACUGAACUUCUUUGGCUAUGUUUAAAGAACUCUAAUUUUAUUUGCAUUCAGUAAAGGCCAGCUCAUCUCUGUUUUCUAUUUAAUUUGUUUCAAUAGAGGCGUCUUCUGGAGUCAAAAGGUGAUACCAACACACUUGCUAAGUGAGUUUGACUGGAUGCAUUACAUUUGUUUUUUGACACCUUCAGUCAUCACCAUCAUCAUCAUCAUCAUCAUCAUCAUUAUCAUCAUUGUUAUAGUCGUCAUCAUCAUUUCAACCAUACUGUCAUUAUCUUCAUUGUCGUCCUACUCAUCAUUAUCAUCUUUAUCAUUAUUAUCAUCAGCAUGAUCAUCAUCCCUAACCACGCUGUUAUCAUUACCACUACUUUUAAAAUCUUAAUCAUAAGUGUCUUUUUUGUCACAAUCAGUCGAUCAACGUUGUAGAUAAACAGUUUAUUUUCAUUGCCAGUUAACAUCUAUGAUCAAGUUUGUUUUUUUAUGUUUGUUUGUUUAUUUUAUAACUCAUGUGUCCUUAAAAAAUCUACUUACAAAGAAGAACUACACGGACAUUGUACUGUUGCUUUCUUUAAGGGUGUUUUUUUUGUUGUUGUUGUUUAUUGUAAUUUAUAUCUUAUCUUGUUUUCAGAGUAAAGCCAUCGAAUGUUGCUUACAAACACGCCUCAUUGGUCCCCAGAGAAAAUGAAGUGAGAGAUCACAAAAUAUUUGUGGGUAAGCAAUUAUUGGUGUCCAACGUACACGCUCCUGACACUCGAUAUUUUUCCAUUACAUGUAAUUGUUUUGUUCUCUAUUUUUUCUUUCAACCAGAUAAAAAGUAUGAGGCUGUAAUUUUGCCCUUUUUUGGAGUCGCUGCACCGUUUCAUAUAUCUACCAUCAAGGUGAGGGUCCCACGUGAAUAUAAAUCUAAGGUAUCUGGUCACCUCGCCACCAACUGCAAACCAUCUCGCCACCAAGGAUAAAACUUAGCUUUACCCAGUAUUUGGAGUAUUUUAAAAAAGCAUAAAAAGUUCAACGCAAAGAAAGUCAGUUAGGAUCGAAAGAUUUGUAUCUGAAUCGACUGCAAAUAAGCGUGACGAAAAAGUAAAUCUUAGGUAAGUAAUCGAAGGCAUUAAACUAUGUCAAUUAUUUGCGAGUCAUUCGUUGGUGGCGAGUCGACUUCUCUGGUUGCGAGAUGGUUUGGUGGCGAGAUGACCAUAAACCAAACCGUAAACUGCAGCUUGUAACCCCCCCCCCCCCCCCCCCCCCUUUUCCCCCCCCCCCCCCCCCCCCUAGUUAAAGGCCCAUUUACUUGAAAACAGAAAAAUACAUCCAAUUAUAAGCCAGUUUUGAUCAUCAUUGCCAUAGCUUGUUUUGAAGCGCCUUUUCUAUUCCGGUUAUAAGCCUCUCCGAUUAUAAGCCCUUUCGUUUGUAACCCCUCCUAAACCCCGUUACAAAGAUGUAUAAUCCCAGAGCUUAUAAGCGGCAGUUUACGGUACUUGCCAACUUGUCUGAGUCUCGGACGUUAAAUUUGUAACCUUGGAGAGCAAGGAUUUUCUUAGAUGUCCAAAAUCCAAAGAUGCCGAAGAUUUCCAAAUCUGUUCUGCAAAAGACUGGUGGUACUCUCUGACAAAGAGAACGUUAGAAUCUUAAACGUCCCAGAGAGCCAGCGGAAUCUGGAAGUCAGAAAUUGCAUGUCUUUAUUUUUUGGAACUUUUGUGAAUUUUUUUCUCGAAGGUUGCAGUAGUUUAAUGUUCUCGUCCAUGCGUGAUAGACUUGAUUUAAGUAAACACGAAUAAGGUUUGCUAGGCAUAAUUUUGCGACCAUUUACCGGCGAACUGAUUGUCGACUGCAGUCUUAAGUGAACAAGUACUUUUUGAUUUAAGAAUUGCUGCUGCAAUUUAGCCUGUGAAUACGGCCACCUAUCAUGCUGGGGACAAACGUCCAAACGACGGGGAGCGAUGAGAGGCAGCUGUAUUGACAGGCUUCUGCAGUCAGCCCAAAAAAUGCACUUUACUUCCAAUGUAUUUAACACGAAAGUACCAAUUGGGGACAUUAUUUUAACGUCACCCACUGGAGACGGGACCGCCAUUUUACGUGGUCAUCUGAGCCAGACAGUGAAAAUUGGUCCGGCCCCAGGAAUCGAACCCGCGACCUCCCGCUCUGCAAUCAAGCGCUCUACCGACUGAGCUAAUCCUACCUCGGUCAUAAGUACAGUUUACUCAGCGUAACCAUUGGCGUGAAGUGAAAUACUGUCAAUACAAAUAGGGAAGGAAUGAAAUUUUAAAUAAAACGAUGUACAGGGUUGUGAAAAGCUAUUUAUAUUUAUUUUAUUUGUGCUUCUGUGUUCCAGAACAUCAGCUCCAGCGAUGAAGGCGGAUAUACUUACCUUCGAAUUAACUUGUUUUGCCCGGGAAGGUAAGUGAGAAAGGGGCCAUUAUAGCGAAAAAUCUCCAACAAGACCUUUAAGCGUCAAAACUGUAAACCUGCAUGCAUCUCCCAUCCACUCUAAGUAACCGCAGUAGUUGUUUUCUUCAAAGCCAAUUUUUCAGUGGUGUUUCAAGAAACCAAAGGCGGAGAACAUAGUCUGGCCAAUCACUACAAAUGUCCGCGCAUUCCCCUGAACCAAUCAGAACUCGAAGUAACGUUGUUAGCCUGUGUCAAGCGUCUGGGAACGUUGCCCUCAGCAAGUCAUGGAUUCACGACUGGUCCUGGUUUUUCCCUUGAUCUGUCAAGCAAGUUGGGCAAAGUGUACAAUGGAAAAAAAGAAACAAAGCAUUCGUGAGAUUCCUUUCGUCCCUCAAUUAAAAAGCGUUUGUUUGUGGUUUGUUUAGCUCUGUAGGUCGAUCAGAAGGAAGCCUUUUUGCGCAGCCUGAAGCUACAUUUGUGAAGGAAGUGUGAGUGUUUUGUGUUGAAAUUAUCUGCUCAUUUGAAAGUAUUUUCGUCGUCACCUGGUUGAAUAAGCAGAGACCAUAUUUUUGUGCAGGAAAACAAAAAAAAAAUAAAUAAACGUGCGUCCUGUGUGAAAGCCGGCGGGGACAUGUUCACCCAAUAUUAAGUGCAUAGCUAGUGACAUGUACAUGAAGUGUUAGGAAAACUUUCUACCAUGGUAGACAAGUCUCAUUUGUUGAGGAUUUUCGACAAAGUUGUUUGAAAAACAUGACAGAAUUUUGUUGUUAUUAGAAUUAUUAGUAUUAAUUUAUUUGUAUUAAAUGAUUGUUCCUUUUUUAAUCUGACGCUCUUUUCUUUGUUUUAAUUGAUUAUUUCUGUUACAGUACAUAUCGAAGUUCAAACUCUAAAUCGGCGGGAUCGUUACAUCCUCCAGCUCUUAACCUUACCACGGCAUUUCGUCUGAUAAAGGAAGUACAAAAGAAAUUCAAAACAAGAGAGGCUGAGGAAAAAGAAAGACAGGUCAGUGAGUGACGUGUAGGCCCGGCGCUAUCUUGGCGGUAUGUAAAACUAACACCGAAGCCAGCGGCACACAUUUGAACGCACGUUAAUCAGCAUCAAGUAUUGAACUUUGUUGAUUGUUGUUCACCGACAUAAGAAGUGGGCUGUUUUCUGUUAAACAUGUUGCAACUUGUUGAGCAACAAGAUCGCUGGCCAUUUGUCAAGAAACAAUAAUUGAUGAACGAUGUCGAAAGUUAAGUCAUAACACUAGACCAAGAGACAUUAUUUUGCGUUAUCAGAAGACUUUUAUUAGACGGAAAUUUCAAUCGUGGAAGUUGUAUAGACUUUGUUGCCAAUAAGUUUAAUAUAUGUACAUGUACAGCCCUCUAACUUAAUUUCCAACGUACAAGAGGAGAUGUUCCCACGUUGUCAGUUUUCUUUGCUAAAUCACCUAAACUAACUCUAAUAAUGUUUUUUUUUUCCUGACUUACCAACCUACACUUAACCUUUUUAUUUCAACUGUGACGAGUUGGAAAAGAUGCACACUUCUACUUUGUCAGUUAAAAGGCGAAUGACCGAUUGUUUCUACCCUUCAAAUCGCAUAUUCAUGUUGGGUAGCUGAUUGGUUGAUCGUGUUUUUGUUUUCUAUUUUAGGGGGUGGUUCAGCAAGGCAACCUCAUUUUAAAUCCCAACAAAGGAAAUCCCAAGUUGAAAGAUUUGUACAUUAGACCCAGCAUCACCCAGAGACGAUAUCCGGUGAGUUUGUAUUUAUUUUCGUUAGUUCCCUCUCCUUGAAAAUAUUAAUAAAGUGAAUAACAGAGUUAAAACGGGAGAUGAAACUGUUGCUUGAUUAUUUGAAAUCUAGCACCCGUCUUUCUGCCUGACUUGCAAGCGCCAAAAAAAUAAUCAGCGGCUUUUUUUGUAAGCGUGUCAAUCGUUUAGAUUAGUUUACCUGACACAAAAUAUCUGGUCCAAAGAUAUGGUUUCUUAAGAUCGGUUUUUGUUCAUUCUAGGGCACUCUGGAAGCUCACACUAACGGUAAGGAAGUGUCUUUAUAUGUUUAGGUUUAUUAUUUAGAUUUAGCUCAGGACAAAGCUUUCAAUCACGCGUUGUUGUUGUUAUUAAAAGGACUAUCCUGUGCUUGUGUUAGUGAAAUCAUCAUCUCAGCUAUAAUUUUGCAAGUUGUAGUUUUUAUGUCAGUCCUUAUCCCAUUUUUCAUUUUACCGUGAUUCGGUUUCGUUUUGUCUUCUCGUCGCAUUGGUCUUUAAUUUGCAGUCAUGCAAUGACAUCUAUUUUUGUUGUUUUGUAUGUUAUGUUACACGCUCACUUUGGUCUCCCUGUAGGUUUUAGGUUUGGUAUGUAUCGUGGGGAGCAUGUGGACAUUUUGUACGGAAAUGUAAAGCAUGCUUUCUUUCAGGUAAAAUUAGUAACCUCUCUUUGUCUAGUUAUUGAUUUAUUGAUAAUAUGAGUUGGCAGGUGCUUUGAAAGCGCGGGUCAAACGUCAAUGUUCACAUAAACCGAACCUACUCCUCAGCUAAUGAUUGAGAACAAUAGAUUUUGCUCAUUAUCAUAAGUGAAGGAUUAUUUUAGGUUGAAGUUCGACGUUUGGACUGGACUUAACUGUAAAGGCAUUUUAGUAACCUUUUUGUUUUCUUUCCUUUUUUGCCAUCCAGCCCUGUGAUGGAGAAAUGAUUAUUUUGCUUCACUUCCACCUAAAGGUUUGUCAGAGUUUCUGCAUUUAUGUUUAACUUUUUACCCUAAAAACCGAGGUAUGCAUACUCCAGUUGGACAAUACCCCGUCUCAGAACAAUUUUACCUUAAUCUGCCCUUUUACCCAAGCUUCGAUUGGUUAAGUUAUUCUUUACAUAAAGUUUAAAAUACGUGUACGAUUGGAUAGUGUAAGAAAACAGCCGACUUUUUGCGACGCCACAAUUCCACUCACUACCCAGAUCUGGGCAGUGACACGUCAUCAGUAUGGAAUUUUUACUCUCGUUUCUCAGACGUCAUUUCGCGGGGGAACCAGAGGUGUCGUCGCGAAAUGUCGGUUGUUUUCUGAGGCUAUCAAUUGCAUGGCUUGUCCUAUUUCAUUCCAGAUAGGGUCUAGAACUAUAUCAUAAUUGCCCUUAAUUCCAGCUACAAUUGUAUCCACACUGGCUAAUCGUAUUAAAUUGAGUUCCAUGCGUUCCUUGUUAUUAAAUUUACGUUCUUAAAGCCGUUUUGUAUUUUACUGUCAAAGAUUUUUACUUUGUUUUGUUUGUCGUCAGCAUCCUAUUAUCAUUGGGAAAAAGAAAUACAGAGAUAUACAGUUUUAUACAGAAGUGAGUGCUGUUAAUUGUAUUGAAGAUAAUUGCUGUUGAUUUUGAAAUUUCUUCCAAUUCAUGAACUGUGAAUUUGCCCCUAUAUUAUGUAUGUUAUUUCUUUGGUAGGUUGGCGAAAUCACGACAGAUUUAGGAAAACAUCAACACAUGCACGACAGAGACGAUCUUCAGGCUGAACAGGUCUGUUAUCAUUUCUAAUAUAGCGCCGCCUAGUUAGCUUAGUUGAGAGAGUGCGGGUCUUCUGAGCUGAAGGUCGCGGGUCCAAACCUGAGCCGGACCAACACUUAAGGUCUUUAAGUAAUUGAGAAGAAACCACUGCAUUUGUAAUGACAUAUGCAUACGGUUAGACUUUCUUGACGAUAAACCGUAGGCCCAUCUCACAGCCCUUUCACUGUUCUGAUUCUUGUGGGAAGAACCCACUGUUCGAAAAGAGUAGGGGACGUAGACCUCGGCGAUGUGCCAACCUUUCCUGGGCUCGGUGGGUUAUCUGUAAGGAGCGAUCUUAAUAAUACAGGGAUAGCAUCGCGAUCCUCCUUCAGGUGUCGUAAUAGCUACCUUUAAACAGUGUAUGUAUGCGUUAGAAAAGUUGACAUCAAAAACAGUGGACUAACGUUUCUGUAAAUUGUUUUCUGAUUUAGGCUGAGCGAGAGUUGCGACAAAGGUUAAAGGCCGUGUUCAAGAGUUUCAUUGACAAAGUCGAAGGAAUUACUCACGGACAAGUCGAGUUUGAUGUUCCGUUUAGAGACCUUGGGUUAGUAUAGCCUGAGAAAACAGCAGACAUUUUGCGACGCCACCUCUUGCUUCCCCGCGAAAUGACGUCUGAGAAACGAGCGUUGAAAUUCCAUACUGAUGACGCGUCACUACUCAGAUCUGGGUAGUGCUUCUGAUUGGUCGUGCCGCGUGAAUUCCCAGAUCUGAGUAGUAACACGUCAUCAGUAUGGAAUUUCUGCGCUCGUUUCUCAGAGGUCAUUUUGCGGGGAAUCCAGUGGUCGCUUCACGAAAUAUCAGCUAUUUUCUGAGGCAAGGGUUACUAGAACCGACGAUGUUGACGUUGUAAAAGAGAAGUCAGUCAGCUGCAGUUAACUUUUACGAUUUGUUGUUAAGUAAACGCAUUUUUCGGUGGGCAAACACGGCGGGGUGGUGGUGGGGAGAGAGACCUGAAAAUGUUGCGGAGAAGUUCUCGACAAGAGGUCGUCGGAUUCAGGAAUUUUUAGUGCAUUUUUUUCAGCUGUGCGAAAGACAACAUCUUUGUGCAUCAUGUCUAACUUUAUUGAUGUUUAUUUGGCUAGGUUCAUGGGAGUACCCUCUCGAAGCACAGUUUUGCUACAACCGACAACACACUGUUUAGUGAACAUCACUGAGCAGGUACGAAAUUAGCUGGCUCCCGCUCAGACACUCUUUUGGCUCGUCACGCAAUCCUCCCCUACGAACGUGGGGGAAGAUUGCGUGACGAAGUCCUAUGAAUGUCUGCGAGGGAGGCUAGUGCGACAUAAAUCUUUUUGUUUGAGCUGCAUCAGUGCUGUAAUGGUCACAGGGCUGAAAAUUUGUGUUUUAACAAGAAAAAAUGUCCGGGUAAUCAUUAUUUAAGCCUUACGUACCAGAAAAGUUGUCGGCCAUAGAUUAUGUUGACUUUCGAUUUUCUUUUAAAAAAUGCUUUGUAAAUCUUCAGCUUUAAAAUGAUGGUGUUUUGUAUUUGAUCUGCGUGGAUCUUGUUCGACCACAGGCACUAGCAGCACUUAAAACUGACCAAAUUUAUUUAUCUAUCAUAACAGUUUGAACUUUGUUGGACUAAAUAAAUUGCCUAAAUAAGACCUACCGAGCUUACAUAAUGCGAACAUAUAAAAUGAACAUAGUUGGUUUUCUCCCCGAUGGUUGAGUUAAAAUGGCACUCCUUUUCAGAGUGUUUAAUACUAGUCCUUUUUCUCUUAACAGCCAACAUUCAUCAUUACUUUGGACGAAGUAGAACUUGUUCACUUCGAGCGUGUUCAGGUAUGGUGCUUACUAAAAUAUAGCGCAAUAUUCUCAGUCGUGGCGCACCCGCGAACUGGUGCCGCGAAAAUACCAAAAAAGAUUAUAGUUUCAAAUCAUUGUGAGAAGAAAUUUGCAGGGUAACGCAUUACUGCUCAUCAUCACUGCAAGCCAAUCGGACGUAAGACCAUCACACUUGUGACUUGCACACUUCUUUAAGUUACCCACAGCCUGCGAGCAAACUCUCCGGGGCGCUCUCGCGGCUUCCUUUUUCGCCCAAAAGCGCCACGAAAAGCUUGAUGGCAGGCUAGGUUACCCGCUCCGAGCGUUGAUUCUCUUGUUGAGUUUGGCGGAAAUGAACGUGUCCAUUUGUAUUUCUUUGUUAAUUUUAGGUACAAAGCAUCGCGUAUGCUGCUAACUUAGAGUCCAAAAUAUUGAAGUAAAAAAACUUACGCCAUUUUUCAAUUAAAAAACAGCCUUUUCCACAUGGAAAGCGGUAAACCUAAGCGCCAAAAAAGGGCGGAAAAAUCAGAAUCGUGUGGUGUUGUCUACAAAGUAACUUUGGGAGCUAUUGAGGAUAUAGCUAAAUAGAUUAGUUUUUAAACACGACCUUUUAUGAUGAUCUUGUGUAUAUAGAUAUGUAUUUUUUUUAACAUUUUUAAAUCUUUUUACACUUAUUUGUUCUAUUGUAUUCAUCGUAACUUUUUAAUCGUUUUUCCUGUGACAUUGGAUAUGUAUUUUUAUCUGAUGAACAAUAAAGACACGUUAUUAUUACUGUUGUUAACUGGGUACCCAUGUUACCGAAGGAUUUAGAAAAAAACACUGACUUUCUAUGACUGAAACCUGUUCCUUUCCUGUGCAUUUAGUUCCAUCUGAAGAACUUUGACAUGGUGUUUGUAUUCAAAGACUACAAACGAAAAGUUGAGCAUGUGAAUGCCAUACCUAUGACGUCACUGGAUUCUGUCAAAGACUGGUUAAAGUAAGUCUUUUGCUUUGCGGACGAACACGUUGCAAUACAGUAAUUUGUAAAGUUAUUUUGCUAAAGAUGUUCAGAUAGCUUGAGAAAAUAGCUGACACCAUACCCGCGAAAUGACGUCUGAGAAACGAUCGCAGAAAUUCCAUACUGAAGACGCCUUAGUAACCCGAUCUGAGCAGUGCUUCUGGUUGGUUGAAAAUUUGCCGGUUCAUCCAAUCAGAAGCACUACCCACGGAUGUGAGUAGUGACGCGUCAUCAGUAUGGAAUUUCUACGCGUGUUUCUCAGACGUCAUUUCGCGGGGAAACCAGUGAUGGUGUUACGAAAUGUCGGCUGUUUUCUCGGGCUAUACUUUCAAAGGAUAACUUAAAAACUGUUGCGAUGUCGCGCAGUCCCUUAGUUAUGUUGAGAAGCAAGGAUUGGCACAGUUGGCCUGAGUACGCGUCCACCUAAGCGGGACGUCCCGAGUUCGAUUCCUAGGUGUGACCUCAAAUCCUUGUUUCGAGUUCUUUCCUUUUCGUGUAGCUUUACGUAGCUUAAAACAUCCGUAAAACGGAGCACUGCUAGAGAGAGGCGGUUAUGAGAGCCACCUGUUUGUUAAAGGAUGAGUAUUUCGAGCUACGGAAGUAAAAUAACUGUUAUUACCUGCUUUUUUACCUUUUCGCAGCUCAUGUGACAUUAAAUACACAGAAGGUAUUCAGAGCUUGAACUGGUCCAAGAUCAUGAAAACGAUCAACGAUGACCCUGAAGCUUUUAUUGACAAUGGCGGAUGGAGUUUCCUUGAUCCUGAAAGUAGUGUGAGUUAAUUAUACUACCAAGACCGCUUGCCAUGAAAAAGUUCUAAUCUGCCCAAGCCCCCCCCCCCCCUUCCCCCCCACGACCCCCCCCCCCCCAAACAAGACCAAAAGCCUAUCUCCAGAUGAAACACAAAAAUUUGGAGCAAAAAAACCCCCUUGCCAAGAAAAAGUUCUAACCCGCCCAAGCCCCCCCCCCCCUUCGCCACCACGACCCCUCCCCCACAAAACAAGAACAUAAGCCUAUGUCCAGAUGAAACACAAAAAUUUGGAGCAAAUCAACCACGUUCGUUCAACCCACAAUCCCUUGUUUCGGCGUUCUUACGAAGAUUUUAAAGCUCGAAACGUCACCUUUUCAAUCUUUUAAGGCUUCAUUGCUACAGCUUUUGCUGUUUCUGUUGUUGUUGAUGGUGGUAGUAGUGGUGGUGGUAGUGGUGGUGGUGGUGGUGUUACUGUGUUGCGACCAUCACCCAUCCACCUCUCCCACCCCUAUACAUUAGGGAGCUUUAGCUACGACUACUUAAGAUGCUUUUAAACUUUGUCGAGACUAUUGCGACUCGUUAAAAAUGUCAUGAUCAAAUGUAAAUGAAUUGUCCCAGAAUUGAAUUCUUGGGGUCCUACACCAUGUUUGAGAGGAGAAACGAAAAUUCUUCAACUUGUUUUUACGUUCUCCGUAAAACGUCGCAUGAGGGAGUUGCACGUCGUAGGCGUGCUGUGACGUCAGAAAUGUACAAAGAAGUCUGAUGCACGUGCAGAGUUGUUGUUUUGCUUAUUUUGAUGUUCUCGUCGCCGUUGUCGUUGCUAAAGUUCCGUUCACUUCAAUGUUAUUUCAGGGGAGUGAGAAGGAUGACAGCGAAGGGGAUCCAGAGAGUGAUUAUGCUCCUUCAGAAGACGACGAUGAAGACGAAUCUUCUCAAAGCGAGUACUCUUCAGAGACAGAGACAAGCGAAUCAGGGUCUGGUAAGGAGGCGGCUUGGCUCAGUAUUGACAUUUUUAUUAUAUUGUUGCUUUAGUAACAACGUAUAUAAUCCUAGGCACAAAGAAAACGACAACUACACGUAUAUAUAUAGUAUAACAAAAUCAUCUUUAUUGUGUACCGAAACAAGUAAAGUCGCAUCAAGGGGAAGGCAAGACCGAGGCCGUUCCCCCCUGAUGCGGCCCGCGGGUGGGAAAAAAAAAGGGUGAGUUAUCAGGUCUAAGGCGAGGUAACAGUGAUGUAGCCAAUAACAAAACUAGCGCACAUGAUUAGGGGCAGAGUUAAGGCAUAACUAACAGAUGCUACCUAUUAUAUUGCCAUUGGACGGUAUACAAUACCUCCCAUUUUUCUUCUUUGUAGACUUUGAUGAAGAGAUGGGCAGCGAAGAGGAGAGCGGGAAGGACUGGUCCGAAUUAGAGGAGGAAGCUGCGAAAGGUAAACUGGAAACACUUCGAUUUGUAAUGGUAACAGGAGUGAAUGGAGUCCAAUUCGAUCUGUAAUCGUACCAGUGAUCAACAAAAUCGGAGUCUGAUUUGUUUAUUCACGAGUAUGACAGUACAGACCGAAUUGGACCACACGAAGUUCUGUUACCAAAUAAUCAUAACUAUAUAAAAAAUUUGUCAUGUUUCAAGAUUUUUAAAAUUAAAAGACAAGAUAUUCCGAGCGUUUUUUGCUAGUAGUGAAAAAAAAAACAUUCAACUACGCGCCCGAGCUACACUGUUCUGUUGGUGCUGAAAUCAGGACAGUUGAUAGCCAUCAAAUUUGAGAAUUUUGUUAUAGUUAUGAUUGACACUUAAAGAUGUUUUUCUCUACUAAAAUUGCCAUUUAGAUUUAGAACACUGAGUGAUAAAGCCAUCACAACAGGGUUGAACUCCUACUUCACCCAUUAAGUCUCAACAGUGACCAACAUCAGUUUCCUCCUUACAAUGUCGAUACAUGAUCGAUAUGUUAGGUUAUGGGAAUUAAGAAAAUCAUCAUUUAAGGGGAAAUGCACUGAUCUUUUAUCAAAUUCUCUCUACUAUAUUUUCAUGAAAAUCUAUGGGCUCCAGUUUGGAGAAUUUGUAUGUGGUCAUUAGCCAGAGAAUGCUACAUCCCAAGUAGUACAUAAACCUCCCACAAAAGAUAAGUGAAAGUGCUUUGAGGCGGAGCCUAUAGUUUUUCUUCCUUAUCCGAGAAGACUAUAUGGUCUAGCAAGUUUUAGAUGUAAAAAGGGCGACAACUCUCCUCAGUAAUUUUAAGUGUCUGAGUGUUGAUUCGGCUGGAGACCGACCCAACCAGUUGAUCAUUCUCACGUACCAAAAUGUGUUUUUCUUUCACCAGCCGACCGCGAAAAAGGACAAGAAGAAACGCCGACCAAGAAAAGGAAAAAGCCGAGUAGCAAACACGAUACUCCACGCAGCAAAAAACGGAAACGUUGAUCAAUACCAAAGUAACUAAGCGAUUCCAACCAAUUCUUGCCUGGAGCAGGGUGAAGCAACUUGCCAGGAAAUGAUGUUUUGGCGGUCUUAAGGAUGCCCGUGUGCGUAGAACUGUUUCAGAAGAUAAAGAGCGUUUUAUGGCCUACCGUAGACCCACACUGUUGGGCGCGUCAACUCUGUGCACUCUAAUAUUCCAUUCACAAUAACACUUAGGGUAUUUCUUUCGAUUUUGUUUUAUUUCGGUCAUUUUAUCUUAAUGUCUCUACCGGUGUUACAAGGCAUUUAGAAUAUUUUCUCUCUCCAGGAUUUGUUUCUGUAGUGAAAGUGUGAAUGAGAGGAAUAGUGACAGCCUGAGUUUGUAUCACGAAGGAUUUGCGCGGGUGAAAAGAGGUCGGCAGGCCGUAGGAAAAGAGAAAAUUGGGGAAAAAAUGGACCCUUCGUUCUUAGGUCUUUCUCUUGUCCCCUGUCUAAACGUUAGGUGUUUUGCAAAUUCAAUGUAAUUGUUGUGAUGGCUCACACAAACAACGCUCGCUCGAUUGCCAAAAACAGUGCCUUAACGGCAGGCUAACUUGAUAUCAAACUUUUUUUGUAAAAUGUGCCGUUUUAACUUCUAACUACAAGUUACCCAAAGCUGAGAUCACGAAACAACUUAAAAAUCCUUUAAAAUCCUAAAAAAUAUGAAAACUAGACGACACUUCGGACAGAUUAGGAAAAACUUGUACAGUUUAUAAACAUUGCCAGAAGAAAACAUUGUUCAAUAACUUUUAUUUCA